GGCACGAUUACAAAAUUGAGAGGGAUAGAACCUUGUCAUUAACUUCCUAUACCCAUCACAAACUGUUUUGGAGGCUGUAUGAGCGACCUUGUUUAUUAGAGUUGUUGGAUUCUUCAAUAUCCACAAUCGUUCUCUUAUUUCUAGCCCUCUAUUAAAGGAGCCUUUGUAGUCGUCCAUUUCUAUUAUACCACUUCCCUUUAUAUUUAUUUUCUUGCACUUAUAUCAGGUUGUGUGAGAUAAUCAUGUGUAUAGCUGUUUGGCUUUGGCAAGCUCACCCUCACUACCCAUUUCUCUUGUUGCUCAAUCGAGAUGAAUUCCACGACAGGCCCACUAAGCCAACAUCAUGGUGGGGAGAUUCAUGUAAGAUAUUGGGCGGUAGGGAUUGUCUUGCAGGAGGAACUUGGUUGGCUUGUACAAAAAAUGGGCGGUUGGCAUUUCUCACUAAUGUUCUAGAACCUGACCCAUUUGCCCAUGCAAAGAGUAGAGGAGAUUUACCUCUGCGUUUCCUGGAGAGUGGGAAGAGUCCUAGAGAAUUUGCAAAGGAGGUGAUGAAGGAAGCAGACCAAUACAAUGGGUUCAACCUCAUACUAGCUGAUCUUUGUUCAAAGACCAUGGUCUAUGUCUCCAACAGGCCUAAAGAAGAGUCUCCUUCUGUUCAGGAAGUCUUCCCUGGCCUUCAUGUCCUUUCAAAUGCCAAAUUAAAUUCUCCUUGGCACAAGGCUCAGCGUUUGGGACAAAAUUUCAAGGAAUUAAUCCGUCGUUAUCAAGGCGAAGAAAUCCCAUCGAAGGAGAUGGUUGAACAGCUAAUGAAGGACACUGUUAAAGCCGAUAAAUCGAAGCUGCCCAACACCGGCUGCGAUCCCGAAUGGGAAUUCAAACUGAGCUCUAUAUUCGUCGACGUCGAUACUCCACUGGGACGUUAUGGCACUCGAAGUACAGCAGCAUUAUUCGUUAAAGCCAGCAAUGAAGUCAGCUUCUAUGAGAAAUAUCUGGAGAAAGAGAUGUGGAAGGAGCAUACCAUGAAAUAUCAGAUUGAAAAAUCCCACUAGCUUAGCAAAACAGUAUCUUUAAAUAAGAGGGUGGGACGAUAGUUAUCGCUGUCCAUUCCACCCCAACUGAUUAUUUUGAAUAUUGGCGCGUUUGGCCGCCGUUCUGUUUAAUUGUAAAAGGUUCCAUCAUUUCAAUGUUUUAAUAUGUGGACCCCACGAUGACAAUAGGCCUUUCAUC
Magnolia sinica is the source of this 1227-nucleotide messenger RNA. RefSeq lists its product as uncharacterized. The record is from RefSeq and is a predicted model, not a curated record. The coding region runs from base 243 to 1049 and encodes 268 amino acids. The transcript is spliced from 5 exons. Lineage: Eukaryota; Viridiplantae; Streptophyta; Magnoliopsida; Magnoliales; Magnoliaceae.